Messenger RNA from Eruca vesicaria subsp. sativa (arugula), 489 nucleotides. The record is from the annotation of a GenBank genome assembly. NCBI's taxonomy places the organism in Eukaryota, Viridiplantae, Streptophyta, Magnoliopsida, Brassicales, Brassicaceae.
AUGGUCAGGACGCUUAGGAGAUGGGGUAGGAGGUUUACUAAAGAAGACGGUACGCCUUGCCGGAAACACAUGGCAGCUUUUGAAAUUGAGGGCAUUGUUGAAAGCCAUGGUGGUGAAUUUCUGCAGCCAUCUUUACCUGAUAUAUCUCCAGAGCAUGAAGUUUCCUUCGUAUUGAGUUUCUAUCUGAAUGGGUACUCUUUAGGAAAACUCUAUGAGCCAGUUUACAGAAGCAAGAAGUUUCUUUUCCAACAAAAGUUGGGUUACAAGAGACAAGAAUUUUUGGGGCAAAAUUAUAGAUUUCUGAGUGGAGUUGAUACAGCUUCCUCAGUACUAUACGAGAUGAAGGAAUGCAUCUUAAAGGGUCAACCAUGUACACAAUACAAUAACAGAAAAGAUAAGAGCACGUUCUGGACUUUUCUUCGCAUAUCACUAGUUCGUAAUGCUUCAGGCAAGACGGCAUAUUUUGUGGGUGUAUUGCGGAAACUCUGA